AUGUUUUCACGUCCGAGACCUAAUGUCUCGGUUGCUGAAUAUGCGCAACGUCUUCGUGAUGAACGUGAACAGAAACGGUCACGUCUCGAUGAACGACAUCGAUAUUUAUUCGAUAUUAUUGCAACACGCAUUGAUAAAGAUCGUUCUGUAGUUGAAGAUAAUAUUCUUGAAAGUGUCAAUUUUAACUUAAUGAAUCAAUUUUUUAAUGUUGAUGGUUCUCAAUAUCUUUUUUUUUUCUAUCAAGAACCUGAAAUUGAAAGUAAUCAAGCAGGAGUUGAUAAUGUUCGUCCUCCUUAUUCACCAUAUUCUAGUCGUUCAGGUGCAAGUAGUGCAAAACCACCAAAACCUAAAGUGAUUAUAGCUGAUCUUAAUGAACAACGUCUUCGAGGAAUAUGUCUUUAUUUUAUGCGUAAUUCAAAAAAGACUAUCAUUACAGAACAAAAUAUAGCUAAUGAAGUUCUUUUUUAUACAUUCGAAUGUAAUACUGAAUCAGUACUUCAAGCAUUAAGUCGGUCAAUAUCGGAUAUUUAUAUACCAUAUUUUCAAAAAUCUGAUAUCAAUUGGAGUACAAAUAAUGAUCCAAUGAUUAAAAUUAAUUUUCUUAAUCAUUUAAAUAAUUUCGUUGAUACACUUACUAGUGCAUAUGACAGUAUUAAUGAAAAAAUUUUAUUAGCUGACUGUGAAAAAUUUGAUUUAACACAAAUAAAAAAUACAUCUGAUUGUAUUGCAAUAGCAUCAAACCAUGAAUAUGUAGGAUUUAUUGAAGAAACAAUGAAAAAAUGGAUUCAACAAAUGAAAGAAGUUUUAGCAGAAAGUGAACAAAUUCGUCGUGAAGCAGAUAAUAUUGGUCCACGAGCUGAAUUAAAUUAUUGGAAACGACGUAUGACAAAAUUUAAUUUUUUACUUGAUCAAGUUAAAACACAUAAAGUUAAAGUUGUUUUAACUAUUUUACAAACUGCUAAAUCAAAACUUAUUCAACAAUGGAGAGCACUUGAUGGAAAAAUUACUGAUGCAGCUAAUGAAGCCAAAGAUAAUGUACGAUAUUUAUAUACAUUAGAAAAAUUUUACGAACCAUUAUAUAAUUCUGAUCCAGUUGCAAUGCUUGAAUAUAUACCCGGUUUGAUUAAUGCUGUACGAAUGAUACAUUCAAUUUCACAAUAUUAUAAUACAUCUGAAAGAAUGACGUCUUUAUUUAUUAAAAUAACAAAUCAGAUGAUUACAUCAUCGAAAAUUUAUAUAACUAAUAAUUAUACUCAAACAAUUUGGUCACAAGAUCAAGCACAUGUUAUAUCAAAAAUACGUGAUUGUAUAAAAUUAAAUGAAGAAUAUCAACGUCAUUUUCAAUUAACAAAAGCUAAAUUAGCAUCAAGUUCAUCUGAACGUCCAUUUGAUUUUAGUGAAAUGUAUAUAUUUGGUAAAUUUGAUUCGUUUAUACGACGAUGUGAAAAAAUUAUGGAUGUAUAUUCAAUAAUCAAUAUGUAUUCACGUUUGGCUGAAUCAAAAAUUGAAGGUAUAUCAUCAUUUUAUGCGAAAUUUAAUGGCAUUGUUAUAACAUUAAAGAAAAAAGAUUAUGAUUUUUUGGAUCAACGUAAACAAGAAAUAGAUAAUGAUUUAGAUGAAUUUCGUCGUUCAGUAGCUGAUCUUCAUCAAAAUCUUAAUGCAUUUCUUGAUAAAUAUUUUGAUUCUAUAAGAAAUACUGAACGUGCAUUAACAACAUUAAAACGUUUUGAAAAAUUACAAAUACCAAAUAUAGGUUUAAGUGAAAAAUAUGUCAAGAUUUUACAACAAUAUUCUAAAGAUCUUGAUUUAGUAGCAAAAAUUUAUCAAAGAUAUUCUAAAGAACCACCUAUUUCAAGAGAUUUACCACCAAUGGCAGGUCGAAUUAUUUGGGCUCGACAAUUAUAUAAACGUAUUCAACAACCUAUGGAUAUAUUUGUUGCUAAUAAAACAAUUCUUGAAUAUCCUGAUGCAAAAAAAAUUAUAAAAAAUUAUAAUCAAUUAUCUAAAGUUCUUCUUUCAUAUGAAAUUGCAUUUCAUCGUGGAUGGCUUCGUCAAGUAGAUGUUGUGUCAACUGGUAUUCAUUCAAGUAUAUUAAUACGUGUUGAUCAUGAUGAAAAUUUAGCAGCUAGUUCAACUAAUUCAUUUUCAUCAUCAAUAAUAAAAUCAACAUCUCAAACAAAUCCUGAAUAUUUAGUUAAUUUUGAUCCAAAUAUUCUUGAAUUAAUACGUGAAACUCAAUGUUUAGCACGUUUAAAUUUAGAAAUACCUCGAGAAGCUGUUCUAUUAGCUCAACGUGAAAAUAUUCUUAAAAAAUAUUAUCAAGAUUUAACACAAUUAGUUGAAAAAAAUAAAAAUUUACGCGAAAAAAUUCAACAUCCAUUUGAAGCACUUUUAACACCAAAAAUUCAUCGUUUAAAUGAUAUUAUUCAACCUGGUUUAACUUCAAUAACAUGGGCAUCAUUAACAAUUGAUGAUUUUGUUAAUACAGUUAAUGCAGCAUUAGAUGAAUUUAAUUUAAAUUUAGAACGAACAAAUAAUCUUAUAACAUAUCGUAUUAAUGCUGUAUUUGAUGAAAUAACUGGAAUACCUCUUUGUGAUUUACCAGAAGAUGAACCUAUAACACCAGGAGAAUUUUUACAACAUACUCAAGAAUUAUGUAAUUAUGCAUCAAAACAAAUACAAAUAAAAUCUCAUCAUGUUGAAGAUGCUGUACUUGAAGUUAUCGAUCUUUUAUGUGGAGAUUUGAUUGAUAAAAAUGGUGAUGGUGAUUUACAAGUACAAUAUUCAAAUGUUGAUUUAGAUUUUGAUAAUGAUGAAUCUGAUGGUGAAAAUACAAGUGUUAAUGAUUCAAAUUCACCAAAACCAACUCGACCAACUACAACAAAUCGAUUACGACAAACUUCAGCAACAAGAACAUCAACAGGACGAAAAAAAUCUUCAAAUCUUUUAACAACAUCUUUACGUCAUAGACGUAAACAAAAAAAAGAAUAUCUACAAAAUGCUAUUACAGAAUUACUUCAUUAUUUUAGUCAUCAAAAUCUUGAUGCUAUUAUAAAAGUUAUAAGAAUAACUUUAGAAAAAAUACGAAAACGAAUUGCAUCAACAUUUAUUUAUGAUCAAAAUUAUCGAGAAGUACCGAUAUUUAAAGUUUUUGCUGAAUUAAUAAUACCAAAUAUAACUUUACAACCUCAAAUUGAUGAAGUACAGAGUUAUUUAAAUAAAGCUAUACAUACAAUUAUUAAUAUUUCAAAAAAUAUAUCACAAUGGAGUAAAGAUCGAAAAAAAAAAAAACAUGGACCAACAAUGGAUAUGUACUCUGCUGAACAUGAACGAUAUGAUGCAUUAAAUCCUACAAAAGACCGUAAUAAUGAAAGAUAUCCAACUAAUAUAGAUAAUAAUUCAGAAUCAUAUACAACAGAUUUACAUCCUCAAAGGCUAUCAACUACUUCAGCUAAUAUCAAUACUCGAACACAAGUCAAUGAACGUGUCCGUCCAUCACAAACAUCCAAAGUUCAAUUUACAUUAGAUAAUAAUUGUUUCAAAAGUAUAUCUGAAAAUAAAGAUAUUCUGAAAUUAAUAGCACAAUUAGCAACAUGUAUCAAUACAACAAAAACCGAUAUUACAAAAGCACUUCAAAUUUUUACACGCUAUAAAUCAUUAUGGCAACGAGAUCGUGAUGAUGAAUUAAGAAUUUUUAUUUCGAAAGAUCCUCAUGUAUCUGAAUUUGAAAAUAAAAUAAAAUAUUAUGAAAAUAUUACAUCAAAUAUUAAUUCACAACCACAAUUUAUACCUGUUGGACCAUUAGCUAUAUUUACUGAACAUUUAAAAUUUGCUCUUAACCAAGAAGUUCGCGAUUGGAUUGUCCUUUAUGGUCAAUCAUGUAAUACAAAAUAUCAAAAAGAAUUACAUAAUGUUUCAAAAUUUAUUGAAAAUAUUGAAAAACGUUUAUCACGUGAAAUUAAAGAUUUAGAAGAUAUUCGUUUAAUAAUGAUGGCAGUUAAAGAUUUAAGAGAACAUGAAAUAUCUAUGGAUAUGAGUAUAACACCUAUUGAAGAAUCUUAUGCUAUGUUACAAGCACAUGGUAUUAAUAUAGCUCGAGAAGAUAUUGAACAAUCAGAUUCACUCCGAUAUCGAUGGGGACGAUUACAAGCUCGUUGUACUGAUGUGACAUCAUUAUUACUUGAUAUUCAACCAAAAUACCGAUCAGAAUUAAUUAAAAAUGUUAAAUUAUUUAUACGAGAAUGCGGACAAUUUUAUAUUGAUUAUGAACGACGUGGACCAACAGUACCUGGUUUAACACCACGAGAAUCAAGUGAUAGACAAAUUUUAUUUCAAAGUCAUGUAGAAAAUUUAUAUAAAAGAUAUGAAACAUAUCAUGGUGGAGAAGAAUUAUUUGGUUUACCCGUUACUGAAUAUCCUCAGUUAGAAAAACUUCGAAGAGAUUUAUUAUUAUUACAACGUCUUUAUAGUUUAUAUAAUAAAGUCUUAGAUACUGUUGCAAGUUAUUAUGAUAUAGCAUGGGUUGAUGUUAAUAUUGAUAAAAUUAAUCAAGAAUUAUCUGAUUUUCAAACAGCUUGUAGAAAAUUACCAAAAGGUUUAAGAGAAUUUCCAGCAUAUCAUGCAUUAAAAAAAACUAUUGAUGAUUUUAGUGAAUGUUGUCCUCUAUUGGAAAUGAUGUCAAAUCCUGCUGUAAAAGUUCGUCAUUGGCAACAAAUAGCUGGAGUAACUGGUGUACAUAAUUUAGAUGUUGAAAUGGAAGAUUUUCGUUUGAGAAAUGUUAUGGAUUUACCAUUAUUAGAAUAUAAAGAAGAUAUUGAAGAUAUUUGUAUUGCUGCUGUUAAAGAACGAGAUAUUGAAGCAAAAAUAAAACAAGUUGAAUCUGAUUGGAGAACGCAAGAAUUUACUUUUGCACAAUUUAAAGGUCGAGGUGAAUUAUUACUUAAAGGUGAUCGAAUUCAAGAAGUUAUUAGUCUAUUAGAAGAUUCACUUAUGUUACUUGGUUCAUUAAUGUCAAAUAGAUACAAUGUUCCAUUUCGAAAACAAAUUCAAAAAUGGGUUAAAAAUUUAACAGAUACAAAUGAAAUUAUUGAAAAUUGGUUGCGUGUACAAAAUUUAUGGGUUUAUUUAGAAGCUGUUUUUGUUGGUGGUGAUAUUGCUAAACAAUUACCACAAGAAGCUAAACGUUUUUCAUCAAUUGAUAAAUCAUGGCUUAAAAUAAUGUCUAAAGCACAUGAACAACCAACUGUUGUACAAUGUUGUACAAAUGAUGAUACAUUAAAACAACUUUUACCACAUCUUCUUGAACAACUUGAACUUUGUCAAAAAUCUUUAACCGGUUAUUUAGAACGCAAACGUCUUUUAUUUCCACGUUUCUUUUUUGUUUCUGAUCCCGCAUUAUUAGAAAUUUUAGGUCAAGCUAGUGAUCCACAUACAAUUAAAGCACAUUUAUUAAGUGUUUUUGAUAAUAUUAAAACAGUGCGAUUUCAUGAAAGAGAUUAUGAAAAAAUUUUAAAUAUUCAAUCAUCUGAAGGUGAAAUAAUUGAUCUUGAAAAACCUGUUAAAGCAGAAGGUAAUGUUGAAGUAUGGUUAAUGUCUCUUCUUAAAGAAUCUCAACGAUCUUUACAUGGUGUUAUUCGUCAUGCCUAUAAUGCUUUAUCUGAUUCAUCAUCAUUUCAUCUUAUUGAAUUUCUUAAUAGUUAUCCAUCACAAGUUGGUCUUUUAAGUCUUCAAAUAAUUUGGACACGUGAUACAACGGAUGCAUUACGUCAUGCAAAAAUAAAUAGAAAUUUAAUGCGACAAACAGCAAAAGUUUUUAAUGAUCUUCUUGAAAUAUUAAUUGAUCAAACAACAAAAGAUUUAUCACCUGUUGAACGUACAAAAUAUGAAACAUUAAUAACAAUACAAGUACAUCAAAAAGAUAUAUUUGAUGAUCUUUUACAAUCAAAUAUACGUUCUGUAAUGGAUUUUGAUUGGCUUAAACAAACAAGAUUUUAUUUUAAUGAAGAUUUAGAUAAAGUACAAAUAGCAAUUACAGAUGUUGAUUUUACUUAUAUGAAUGAAUUUCUUGGUUGUACUGAACGUUUAGUUAUUACACCAUUAACUGAUCGAUGUUAUAUUACAUUAGCACAAGCAUUACAUAUGAGUAUGGGUGGAGCACCAGCUGGACCAGCUGGAACAGGAAAAACUGAAACUGUAAAAGAUAUGGGACGAAGUCUUGGAAAAUAUGUUGUUGUAUUUAAUUGUUCUGAUCAAAUGGAUUUUCGUGGUUUAGGUCGUAUAUUUAAAGGUUUAGCUCAAUCAGGUUCAUUUGGUUGCUUUGAUGAAUUUAAUCGUAUUGAUUUACCUGUACUUUCUGUUGCUGCUCAACAAAUAGCUAUUGUUCUUGCUUGUAAAAAAGAAAAAAAACGUAAUUUUGUUUUUACUGAUGGUGAUGUAAUCGAAAUGAAUAUGGAAUUUGGUAUAUUUUUAACCAUGAAUCCAGGUUAUGCUGGUCGACAAGAAUUUCCUGAAAAUUUAAAAAUUAAUUUUCGUUCUGUUGCUAUGAUGAUACCUGAUCGUUUACCAAUUAUUCGUGUUAAAAUGGCUGCAUGUGGUUUUAGAGAAAAUAUUUCUUUAUCAAAGAAAUUCUAUACACUUUAUAAAUUAUGUGAAGAACAACUUAGUAAACAAGUUCAUUAUGAUUUUGGUUUACGAAAUAUUUUAUCUGUCUUACGAACAUUGGGUGCAGUUAAACGUGCAAGUCACGAUGAUUUAGAAAAGACAAUUGUUAUGCGAGUACUUCGAGAUAUGAAUUUAUCAAAAUUAGUUGAUGAAGAUGAACCAUUAUUUAUAUCAUUAAUCAAUGAUCUUUUUCCAAAUAUAAGAUUAGAAAAAGAAGUUUAUCCAGAAUUAGAAGCAGCUAUUGAUAAAGAAGCUCAAUCAGCUGGACUUAUUUGUCAUCCAUCAUGGAUAUUAAAAAUAAUUCAAUUAUAUGAAACUCAACGUGUACGUCAUGGUAUGAUGACAUUAGGACCAGCUGGUGUUGGUAAAACAUGUUGUAUUCAUACAUUAAUGAAAGCUAUGACAGUAUGUGGUGAACCACAUCGUGAAAUGCGUAUGAAUCCAAAAGCAAUAACAGCACCACAAAUGUUUGGUCGAUUAGAUGCCGCAACAAAUGAUUGGACAGAUGGAAUAUUUUCAACAUUAUGGAGACGAACAUUACGUACAAAAAAAGGUGAAUAUAUUUGGCUUGUUUUAGAUGGUCCUGUCGAUGCUAUUUGGAUUGAAAAUUUAAAUUCCGUAUUAGAUGAUAAUAAAUCAUUAACAUUAGCUAAUGGUGAUCGAAUAUCAAUGGCACCAAAUUGUAAAAUUAUUUUUGAAGUACAUAAUAUUGAUAAUGCAUCACCAGCUACUGUUAGUAGAAAUGGUAUGGUUUAUAUGAGUAGUUCUGGUUUAGAUUGGCGACCAUUAAUACAAGGUUGGAUUAAACGUGAUCGAUCAAGUUAUGAUGGUGAAAUAUUAAUGCGUUUAUUUGAAUCAUCAUUUCCAUUUAUAUAUCGAUAUUUUUCUCUUUAUCUUAAAUCAAAAAUGCCUGUACUUGAAUGUAUGAUUGUCUCACAGGCAUGUAAAUUAUUAAAUGGUUUAUUACCAUCAAAAGAAGCUAAAGAUCAAUUAACAGUUCAACAUAUUGAACGUUUAUAUGUAUUUGCAAUAAUGUGGUCAGUUGGUGCUUUUCUUGAAUUAGAUGAUCGAGCUCGUUUACAAGAUUAUUUAUUGAAUAAUACAGAUGGAAAUUUUCGUUUAAAUACACCUCCAAUAUCAUCUAUUAAUGAAGAAACAAUAUUUGAUUAUUUUGUUCAUGAUAAAACUGGUGCAUGGGUACAUUGGAGUAGUGUUGUUACUGAAUAUAUCUAUCCAAAAGAUCAUGAUCCUGAAUAUGCAUCUAUUCUUGUACCAAAUGUUGAUAAUGUUCGAACAGGUUUUCUUAUUGAUACAAUAGCAAAACAACAUAAAUCUGUUCUUCUUAUCGGUGAACAAGGUACAGCUAAAACAGUUAUUAUAGAAUCAUAUAUGACGAAAUAUAAUGCUGAAAAACAUAUACAUAAAACAAUUAAUUUUUCAUCGGCUACAACACCAAAUAUGUUUCAAAGAAUAAUUGAAUCAUUUGUUGAUAAACGUGUUGGAACAACAUAUGGUCCAAUAGCAGGCAAAAAAAUGACCAUAUUUAUCGAUGAUAUUAAUAUACCAUCAAUAAAUGAAUGGGGUGAUCAAAUAACAAAUGAAAUUGUUCGUCAAUUAAUGGAACAAAAUGGUUUUUAUUCAUUAGAAAAACCAGGUGAAUUUACAACAAUUGUUGAUAUGCAAUUUCUUGCUGCUAUGAUACAUCCAGGUGGUGGUCGAAAUGAUAUACCACAACGUCUUAAACGACAUUUUUGUAUAUUUAAUUGUACAUUACCAUCAAAUACAUCACUUGAUAAAAUAUUUUCUGUUAUUGGUAAAGGACAUUAUGUUAAAGAACGUGGAUUUAAUGAUGAAACACGUACACUUAUCGACAAGCUUGUACCAAUUACAAGACGCUUAUGGCAAUUAACGAAAGUUAAAAUGUUACCAACACCAGCCAAAUUUCAUUAUGUUUUUAAUUUACGAGAUCUUUCACGUAUAUGGCAAGGAAUGAUUUAUACUAUUCCACAAGUUAUUAAUGAUGAAAGAACUUUAAUGGCUUUAUGGAAACAUGAAUGUUCACGAGUUAUAUGUGAUCGAUUCACUGAAUAUGAUGAUUAUCGUUGGUUUUUUAAAACAAUGGAACGUGUUGUUGACGAAGAAUUAGGUACGAUAUAUCAAUCCAUGAUAAAAGGAGACAAAUGGUUUGUCGAUUUCUUAAGAGAUCCACCAGAACCAACAGGUGAUGAACCAGAAGAUUUUGAUUUUGAUGCACCUAAAAUUUACGAACCUAUAGCUUCAUUCGAUGCUCUUGAAGAACGUUUAAAAAUGUAUUUAACACAAUAUAAUGAAAGUAUUCGUGGUUCAGGAAUGGAUUUAGUCUUUUUUAAAGAUGCUAUGACACAUCUUAUUAAAAUUUCUCGUAUAAUUCGAACACCACGUGGUAAUGCUUUAUUAGUUGGUGUUGGUGGUAGUGGUAAACAAUCAUUAACAAAAUUAGCAUCAUUUAUUGCUGGUUAUAAAACAUUUCAAAUAACUUUAACACGUGCAUAUAAUGUAAAUAAUUUAUUAGACGAUUUAAAAACACUUUAUCGUAUUGCUGGAAAAGAUGGAAAAGGCAUAACAUUUAUUUUUUCUGAUCAAGAUAUUAAAGAUGAAUCAUUUCUUGAAUAUAUAAAUAAUGUACUUUCAUCAGGAGUGGUACCGGGGAUGUUUGCAAGAGAUGAAAUUGAUGAAAUAUGUCAAGACUUAAUACCUAUUAUGAAAAAACAAUAUCCACGAAGACCACCAACAAAUGAAAAUUUAUAUGAUUAUUUUCUAUCUCGUGUACGACAAAAUUUACAUGUUGCUUUAUGUUUUUCACCUGUUGGUGAAAAAUUUCGUAAACGAAGUUUACAAUUUCCUGGUCUUGUUGCAAAUUGUACAAUCGAUUGGUUUCUUCGUUGGCCACGUGAUGCACUUGUUGCUGUUGCUGAUCAUUUUCUUUCAUCAUUUAAUAUUGUUUCAACAGAUAUAAUUAAAAAAGAACUUGUACAAUGUAUGGGUUCAGUACAUGAUGGUGUAGCUGAAUAUUGUUUACAAUAUUUUCAAAAAUAUCGUCGAUUAACACAUGUUACACCUAAAUCAUAUCUUUCAUUUAUAAAUGGUUAUAAAGAAAUAUAUUUACAAAAAUUAAAUGAAAUUGAAUCAAUGGCUAAACGUAUGAAUGAUGGUCUUACACGUUUAGGUGAUGCUGAAAAAGCGGUUAUAUUUAUGAAAGAAGAAUUAGCAAUUAAAGAAAAAGAAUUAGAUUUUGCAAAUAAAAAAGCUGAUGAAGUUUUAAAACAAGUUGCUAUUAAAAAAGGUGCAGCAGAAAUCGUUAGACAACAAGUUAAAAAAGUUAAAGAUACAGCACAAACAUUAGUUGAUGAAAUAAAUAGAGAUAAAAUACAAGCUAAUGCUGAAUUGGAAAAAGCUAAACCAGCAUUAAUUGCCGCUGAAGAAGCUUUAUUAACAAUAAAACAAAGUGAUAUUGCGUUUGUACGUCAAUUAAUGCGUCCACCACGUCUUAUUCGUCAAAUAAUGGAUUGUGUUUUGAUUCUUUUUGGACGUCCAUUAAUAAAUCCAAUUAAUAUCGAUAAUGAAUUACAAGGACCUACACCAAAUUGGGAUAUGUCAUUAAGAAUUAUGACUGAUACAAAUUUUCUUCAAAAUCUUCAAUCAUUUCCACGUGAUCGUAUUAAUGAAGAACAAAUUGAAUUACUUCAACCGUAUUUUCGUGUACCCGACUAUACACCUGAUGGUGCCAAAGUUGCAGCUGGUGCUAUAGCUGGUUUAUUAACAUGGACACGUGCUAUGGCAGACUUUUUCUAUGUUAAUAAACGUGUUUUACCAUUAAAAGCAAAUUUAGCUAUGGAAGAAGCUCGAUUAGUUAAAGCUAAUGCACAAUUAAAAAUAGCACAAGAAGAACUUGAUCGACGUGAAGCUGAAGUAGCUGCAACACAAGCUGAAUAUGAUAUUGCUAUGAGAACAAAACAACGUUUACAAGAUGAUCUUGAUCGAACAUUACAACGAAUGAAUGCAGCUAGAGAAUUAAUAUCUGGUUUAGCUAAUGAACAAGAACGAUGGACUGAAGAAAGUAAACAAUUUAAAGCUCAAAUAGGACGAUUGAUUGGUGAUGUACUUCUUUGUACAGGUUUUCUAUCAUAUCAAGGUCCAUUUAAUCAAGAUUUUCGUUUAUUAUUAGCAAAAGAUUGGCAAAAAUUAUUAACAGAACGACAUAUUCCAUUUACACGAGGAUUAAAUGUAACUGAAUAUUUAACUGAUGUAACUAUGGUUGGUGAAUGGAAAUUACAAGGUUUACCAAAUGAUGAAUUAUCAAUACAAAAUGCUAUUAUUGUAACACGUGCUAAACGUUAUCCAUUAUUAAUUGAUCCACAAGGACAAGGAAAAGUUUGGAUAAAAAAUAAAGAAUUAGAUAAUGAUUUACAGAUAACAAAUUUUCAAUCAAAACAUUUUCGACAACAUUUAGAAGAUUGUUUAUCACUUGGUAGACCUUUAUUAAUUGAAGAUGUUGGAGAUGAACUUGAUCCAGCAUUAGAUAAUAUUUUAGAAAAAAAUUUUAUUCGUUCUGGUACAACACUUAAAGUUAAAGUUGGAGAUAGAGAAGUUGAUGUAAUAACAGGUUUUAAUUUAUAUAUAACAACAAAAUUAGCUAAUCCAUCAUUUACACCAGAAAUAUCAGCUAAAACAUCAGUUAUUGAUUUUACAGUUACAAUGAAAGGAUUAGAAGAUCAAUUAUUAGGUUUAACUAUUUUGAAAGAAAAAGCUGAAUUAGAAAGUGAACGUGUUAAAAUGUUAGAAGAUAUUCAAGCUAAUAAUAAACGAAUUAAAGAACUUGAAGAUAAUUUAUUAUUUAGAUUAAGUAAUUCAAAAGGUUCAUUAGUUGAUGAUGAUGAUCUUAUUCGAACAUUAAAAAAAACAAAACUAACAUCAAAUGAUGUCAAACAUAAACUUCAAAUAGCUACUGAAACAAGUCAAAAAAUUAAUAUUGCUCGAGAAGAAUAUCGUCCAGUUGCUACACGUAGUUCAAUUAUUUAUUUUCUUAUUGUUGACAUGUCACUUGUUAAUGUUAUGUAUCAAACAUCAUUAAAACAAUUUUUACAAUUAUUUGAUCAAGCACUUGAACGUUCACCACGAUCACCAGUUACAUCAAAACGUAUUAGUAAUAUAAUGGAAUAUUUAACAUAUGAAAUGUAUAAAUAUGCUGUUCGAGGUUAUUAUGAAGAGCAUAAAUUUAUGUUUACACUUUUAUUAGCAUUAAAAAUUGAUUUACAAGCUGGUCGAAUUAAAUUUGAUGAAUUUCAAACAUUAAUUAAAGGUGGUGCUUCAUUAGAUGCAACUACAGUACCACAGAAACCACCAUAUAAAUGGUUACAAAAUUAUGCUUGGCUUAAUCUUGUUGAAUUAUCAAAACUUUAUCAAUUUAGUGAUAUACUUAAUUCUCUUCAUCGUGCUGGUCACGCAUGGGAAACAUGGUUUAAGAAAGAUGAACCAGAACGUAUUGAUUUACCUGACGGUUGGGAACUUCAAUUAGAUAAAUUUCGUCGUUUACUUUUAAUACGUUCUUUAACACCAGCACGUUUUGUUAAAUGUGCAUAUGAUUAUAUAAUUCAUUCUUUAGGACCAAAAUAUGGUGAAGGUGUUGUGCUUGAUAUGGAAAAAAUGUGGGAAGAAUCUGAUAAAUGUUCACCAAUGAUAUGUUUUCUAUCUAUGGGUUCAGAUCCAUCAGUACAAAUUGAAAUAUUAGCUAAACGAAAAGCAAUUGAUUGUCAUGCUAUAUCAAUGGGACAAGGACAAGAAGUGCAUGCACGAAGAUUAUUAACACAAGCAUAUACAAAUGGUACAUGGGUAUUAUUACAAAAUUGUCAUUUAUCAUUAGACUUUUGUGAAGAAUUUUUAUUACAAUUAAUUGAUAAUACUGAUCGUAUACAUCCUGAUUUUCGUCUUUGGAUAACAACAGAAGUUCAUCAAAAAUUUCCUAUUGGCCUUUUACAAAUAUCAAUUAAAUAUACAGCUGAACCACCUCAAGGUAUAAAAGCAGGUUUAAAACGAACAUUCAAUGGUUUAACACAAGAACAACAAUUAGAAUCUAAUACACAUGAUAAAUGGCGUCCAUUAUUAUAUACAGUUGCAUUUUUACAUACAAUUGUACAAGAACGAAGAAAAUUUGGUCCACUUGGAUGGAAUAUACCAUAUGAAUUUAAUCAAUCAGAUUUUAAUGCAACAAUUCAAUUUAUUCAAAAUUAUCUUGAUGAAACAGAUUCAACAAAAUCAAUACAAUGGAAAACUAUACAUUAUAUGAUAUCAGAAGUACAAUAUGGAGGUCGAGUUACUGAUGAUUUUGAUAAACGUCUUCUUAAAACAUAUGUUAAACAUUGGUUUUGUGAUGACAUAUUUGAUCCAAACUUUCAAUUUGAAGAAAAAAUUUAUCGUAUACCAAAAAUGACUCGUAUAGAAGAUGUUUUUGAUUAUAUUGAUGCAUUACCAAAUUAUGAUAGUGGAAAAAUAUUUGGUUUAAAUCCAUUAGCGAAUGAUAGAUAUCAAGAAGAUACAACAAAAAGAGUUCUUGAUACAAUAUUAAGUAUUCAACCAAAAGAAGCUCGUGCUGGUACAGGUGAAACACGUGAAUCUGUUGUAUAUCGUAUAGCAACAGAAACUUUAGAAAAAUUACCACCUGAUUAUAUUCCUCAUGAAGUAAAAGAUCGUCUUUCAAAACUUGAACCAAUGAAUAUAUUUCUUCGACAAGAAAUUGAUCGUUUUCAACGUGUACUUAAUAUUGUACGAUCAACAUUAAUUGAAUUAAAAUUAGCUAUUGAUGGUACAAUUGUUAUGAAUGAUGAAUUACGUGAUGCACUUGAUCGUAUGUAUGAUGCUAAAAUUCCAAAUGUUUGGUUAAAAGUAUCAUGGGAAUCAUCAACAUUGGGUGCAUGGUUUACUGAUUUAUAUGCACGAAAUGAACAAUAUCGUUCAUGGUUAAAACUUAAUAAAGAUACAAGACCAAUUACUUUUUGGAUGACAGGAUUUUUUAAUCCACAAGGAUUUUUAACAGCUAUGCGACAAGAAGUAACACGAGCUAAUACAGGUUGGUCACUUGAUAAUGUUGUGUUAACAAAUAAAAUCCUACGAGCUGAUCGCGAAUCAUUAAGAGAACCACCACGUGAAGGUGUUUAUGUUUAUGGUCUUUAUAUCGAAGGAGCUAAAAUAAAAAAUGGUGUGUUAGAAGACUUAAAAGCCAAUGAAAAAGUUUUAACACAUCCAAUGCCUGUCAUACAUAUAUCAGCUGAAGCUGAACCUAGUACAGGUACAACACCAGUUAGACAAGAUCGUCGACAAGUUUAUUAUGCACCUGUUUAUAAAAAACCACGUCGAACAGAUCGAAAUUACAUAUGUACACUUAAAUUAGAAUGUGCAUUAGGUGAUAGAACUGGACCAGAUAUAUGGACAUUACGAGGUGUUGCAGUUCUUUGUGAUAGUAAAUAG
Molecule: messenger RNA, 14160 nt
Organism: Rotaria sordida
Lineage: Eukaryota; Metazoa; Rotifera; Eurotatoria; Philodinida; Philodinidae
Source: the annotation of a GenBank genome assembly